GUGCUUUUGAAACGUCUAGAUCAAGGUCAGAAGUUGUGCUUGAUUACUAUGGAUUAUUUUGAAACCACAUAUCAAUGUCUAAUACCGUCGUUCAUGCCGGCCGUAACUCAUCCGCUGACCUAUGCUAGGACAAUGAUGUUGUUGGGAUAUGAACCAUUUCCUCCUGUUCGUCGAUUUACUUUACGUAACAUACUAGAUUCGAAAUAUGAAGCAUUGUACUACCCAAAUGUUUUCACUUACUGCAAGUUUCCUUAACAAUUAUUUCAUUGUGGUUAAAGGUCGUAAACUUCGCCAAGAGGUUGGGUUAUAUGGAAUUUUCACCAUUGGUCUUCCUGCUAAUAUUCUUGGAUCAUUUGUUAAAUCCUACUCAACUACCAUCACUAUGGAGUACUUAACCCCGGAUUCCUUUGAGAAGAAGUCAUAUUUUGAAACUGAUAAAGGGAUCAGAAUUUUUUUAAUCAGUACGAGUAAAUGUACUUUUGCUCGAGUAAUUGGUGUUGUUGUCAGUUAUCCAUUCCAAGUCAUAAUGAUUCGCCAAAUGUCACAGUUUCUCAAUGGAGUACGAUUAUAUGAUUCUAUUUUAAACGCUUUUCCUGCCAUACUAAAAAAUGAAGGCUUUUUGAGUUUCUUCAGUGGUUUGACACCUAGAAUAAUUGGAGAAGUCAUUACAGUUUGGUUAACCGCUUGUCUUGCUUAUGCUUUCAAUAAAUAUAUUUUUAAAGACUCUAUCGACCCUUCUUUGAAAAAACAUACUCCUUUUGUAACUGAGAUAAUGGUAAGUGGUGCCACUCAUGGACUCACAGUCACUUCCACAGUUAUGGCUGCUGCUGACUCAGCUAAUAACGUCGUACCUGUGUUUAACAAUUGGUGGCAAUGUUAUUCCUACCUAAAUCGAUCGGAUGCUUUUGUUAGAGGAUCAUCUCUAUUUUUCCGACGUGCUCCAUCACCUAUGUCGAAAUUAUAUGGUUAUAGUCAAUGAAACUGUAUCGAUAUGCUUUCCCUCUCUUGUUGUAGAAUUCUUUUGUUGAAUCAUGAAAAUAAAGUGUCAUAGUCGAUUGA
Molecule: messenger RNA, 1059 nt
Organism: Schistosoma turkestanicum
Lineage: Eukaryota; Metazoa; Platyhelminthes; Trematoda; Strigeidida; Schistosomatidae
Source: the annotation of a GenBank genome assembly